AUGCUGAAAGUCAAGAUGGACGGUCUGAUGAAAGUAUUGCAAUUUCCUCGUGUCCAUGGGAUUUAUGAGGUCGACCCACGUGAUGGCCUUGGGUCACUCAAAGUUUACUGUGACAUUAAAACAAACGGUGGAGGAUGGACUGUAUUUCAAUGGAGAAGGAAUGGAUCAGAAAUUUUUUAUUGCAUUUUGCUUGAGUAUCAACAAGGAUUUGGAGAACUGAAUGGUGAACUCUGGCUUGGAAUUAAUGCAAUUCAUCGACUUACAGUUGAUGUUAGUCUCAGAAAUGACAUGAUGUCGCCAGACAACAGCAAAGCGUACGCAAAGUACGACGAAUUUAGUAUUGCAAAUGCAAAAUCCAAGAAUUUUAUCUACUUUGGACGAUACAGUGAGACAGCAUGUGACGCACUAAAAGUUUACAAAGGAAUGAAAUUUUCUACCCAUGACCAAGACAACGACACGUACAGCAAAAACUGUGCUGUUGAAUUUAGAGGAGCUUGGUGGUAUGUCAACUGUUAUGACAGUAACUUGAAUGGCGAAUACACAUGCGGCAGAUCAGGACAGCACCUCGAUGUUUGGGAACAUUUUCAGGGAACAAAACCUUUACAGAAAGUGGAAAUGAAACUGAAAUGA
Corticium candelabrum is the source of this 630-nucleotide messenger RNA. Its product is annotated as fibrinogen-like protein A. The record is from RefSeq and is a predicted model, not a curated record. Lineage: Eukaryota; Metazoa; Porifera; Homoscleromorpha; Homosclerophorida; Plakinidae. The transcript is spliced from 2 exons. Bases 1 to 630 code for a protein of 209 amino acids.